Messenger RNA from Aphanomyces astaci, 1408 nucleotides. RefSeq lists its product as hypothetical. The record is from RefSeq and is a predicted model, not a curated record. Bases 34 to 624 code for a protein of 196 amino acids. Gene Ontology annotation, biological process: chromosome segregation. The transcript is spliced from 3 exons. NCBI's taxonomy places the organism in Eukaryota, Oomycota, Saprolegniomycetes, Saprolegniales, Verrucalvaceae. Gene Ontology annotation, cellular component: Ndc80 complex.
UUUGACACCUCGCGGAAAGUUUGAAUUUGGACGAUGGCCGACUCGCUCGAGACGCACCUGGAGGCGACAGCUAGGGCGCUAUCGACAUGGGUGGAAAACGAGAAAGCUACCCUCGAGGAAACAAAGCAGAUAUUCUCGGAGGAGAUGGAGAAAGAUCGUCAGCAACUGCAGAACCUCAUGGCGAAGAAAGAGCAAUUGGCCACUGCUGCCAGCACCCGCGAGGAAACGAGGAGCGAGAAGCUUCGGACGAUCCAGGGUAGCCAAAGCGAAGUGCGACUCCUGCAAGCAGAAAUGUCGACGUCGGAACCUGUGGUCCUGGGCUUGCGAGCUCAAAAGGCUCUCCACGACAGCAAACUCUCCAAUUUUACACAUGACGUGUCCCAAGCGUCCCAAGCACAUGCUCUUAGCGUCGCUGAGCUUACCAAGUGCAUCGAUAUGUAUCGGAAGCUUGGUCUCGUGAUCAAUGCGACAGGAGACAAGAACCUAUCGUUCGUGUUCACGCAAAUAGACCGCGACGUGCCCAGUCGCGAAUUCACAUUCUCGUUGCGCAUUCGAUCCGACAGCGACUUGUUCGUCGGUAAGCCUCCUUUUGCUGUCAUCAUGAUGGAUACCUUCCUCACAUGACCUUGGCAUCUCUCUACACGGGACAGUGGACUCGUGCGCACCGGCAAUCCCCGCAUUGAACAAGCUCGUGGACCAACUCAAUGCGACUGGCAACCUCUCCAGCUUCGUUCGAUCGAUGCGGCAGGAGUUCCAGCACACCGUCGUGUUGUCGUAAUAUAAAACGAUACAAAGUCACACUGGUUAAAUACGCCGACGUUUCUGUGGUGGUGGGGGCGGCAUACUUGUUGGUUGAGACGCAACCGAAUCACUCGAUGGAGCAGUCGGCGGUGGGAGUCCUUCUACCGACACUGCGGGUGGGGGACACAACGGAAGUGGAGCACGCGGCGGGGCUUGAGGAAGGAGAGGUCCAAUGAUGUCGGGAGGAACAUGACGACGUUGAUGCGCAUGGAACCGUGUCUGGAGCAGCUCCCGUCGCUCGUCGAGUUUGGCCCGGGUGUCACUUGAUCGUUCGUCCUGGGGAAGGUAAGAGAUCUGCAAAACGCUGCCGUAGAACGGGUUCUUCACCGCCAGCGCUUUGGCACGACGAGCAGCAGUCACAGUAUCGAAUUGAACCCACAUGACGUCCACAUACUCGGAGGCGUCGUCGUGAUCGUCUUCGAGGCGGUGACGUUCAACGGUCCCAAACUCAGCGAGUCGUCGCAGCAACUCGUCGGUCGCGCCCAGCGCCGGGAUGUUGCGGACGAGAAUGAAUCUGGACUCUUCAUUCACUGUGUACGCCUUGGCAUCCCCUUCCGACACGUCGGUCCGGGCAUGUCGCUGCCGGUACUUUGGGAUAUCGGAUGCC